AUGACGCGGAAGCGACACGAGGACCCUGUGGCACCUAGCAUCACGAUUUGCGUCCCACAUUCUCAGUCAGCUAGCUAUUCAACUAUAUUCGAAACUUCGCAUGCCGAGGCCGAUGCCUUGCAGAUUCGCUCUCUGUUCCUGCGCUGCGUGGAGGGCAUCAACGAGAUCCUGUCAGUGCCAACAGCACCGAGGAUUCUUUCGGAUAGCUUCUCCAUCCUAGGGGGACCCUUGGCAGAGCAGAUCUCGAAGGCGGCGACGGAUGUGAUCGCCGAACACUUCGACGAGUAUUGCACGGAGGAGCUCCAGCGCUUGCCUCCCAGCACCUUGGCGCAAAUCCUGCGGAGAGACGACAUCUCCGUUAUGCACGAGAACGAGAUCUUCGAUUUCGUGGCGGAUGCAGCGCAGAGCUUGACCUUCAGCGGACGGGCGGCCGAGGCGACGCAGCUCUGGCAGUCCAUCCGCUUCGGCGCCCUCUCCAACAGUUACAUGGUCCGGGCUGCCCAGGUCGAGACGAUCCCGCGCAUGACUCUCAUCUGGUCCAAGGUCCUAAAUCGCAACGGCAACCAGGCUCUGGAGAAGCUGAUGAACGAGCAGUGCCUCUCCGAGGGUUGGCCGAUCCCAGCUGCGCCGAAUCCCAGGAAGCCCUUCAAGGACAUGACUUGUGCCGUGAUGUACUCCGUCGACACUGAUGCUCGAAACGACCAAGAUGUCGAGCGAAACAUCACUGCCGCGACGCUGGUGGCCGAGGAGAUCGAGUUUCUCGGGGGCCGGGCCAUUCUGGAGAACAUUUUUGCAAGGCAACCGCCGCUGCGAGAAUGUGCGGAGGGAACCAUCAUCAACAUGGAGCAGAUCGACGUGGCCUUCGUCCUGGCACCGUGGACUCCCUCGGACAAGCGCAUCGCCCGUCUCAUCAACUUCGUUGACCAAGGCGGCGGGGCCGUGCUACUCUCUUUCAUCGGCGGCCUUAGCAAGGGCGUCUGGCGAGACUUGGAAUACGAGCCACUCAUCACCGGCAAGUCCCUCGACGGCCUCGGUCGCCCAUCAUCUGGCUCCGUAAGAGAGCUCAAGUCGCGGCUGGCAAAGGUGGCAGGAUGCGGGCCGCGCUUCCGGCAGCGCCUUUUGUGUGGCAGCCGGGAGCUUUGCGACGACGAAGAGCUCUCGGGGCCUGCGGAACUGCAGCUCGUGGUCUUGCCGCCAAGGCCUACAGGACCGGGGGAUGGGCUUGGUCUGCUGGAUGCCAUCAUCGAAGGUAACGCUGCGAGGGUGGAGGCUUUGCUCCGGGACUGCCACUCGCCCAGUGCCAUUUUGUACGCUGCGUCGGCCCGAGGGCAUUUGCAAAUGGUGCAACUGCUGCUGGAGGCGGGUGCGGACAAGGACGGUGAUGAUGGCUCCGUACAGCCUCCUUUGCAAGCAGCAUGUCGAUGGGGCAAGCUGGAGGUCGCGCGAUUUUUGGUGUCAGUGGGCGCUGACAAGGACAGACUUGCCAUCACGUUCACCGCGAUGUAUGGCAGCACACCCCUGAUGGAAGCUUCACGACGGGGUCACGUGGAUGUCGUCAAAUUUUUACUUGAGGCCCGCGCAGACAAAGAGAGGCGCAACACACGGGGCGAAACGGCCCUGCACUGGGCAUCUUCUGCAGGCCGAUCGGAAACUGUGUCUCUGCUGCUGGAGGCUGGGGCGGAUGUUCAUCAGACCACCGCUGCAGGUUCCACUCCUUUGCUCGAGGCGUGGCGUUUGGGCCACUUGGAUGCUGCAUGCCGCUUGAGAUGUGCCGGUGCAGACCUCGGUCGGGUGCCGCUCUUCCAGGUCGCAGACAACACGCCGUACGAGGACGUCUUUCUGUCCAGCUCGAACUUCUCCUGCCUUGACCGCGGGAGUUCCAAGCGAAGUCAGGACACCAUCACUCCGCCCAGGAUACUGUGCGGCGUCGACUCCAUCAACGGACGCCGGCGAAUCACCUCCACGCUGGUGGAAGGGGCCAAGGCCACGGGAUUCCUCGUGAUUUUUUGUGGGUAUAGGCGUCAGAGGAAUUUUGCCUCGCGCUGCCCCUGCCCUCUGAUUCCAUAG
Molecule: messenger RNA, 2067 nt
Organism: Symbiodinium sp. CCMP2592
Lineage: Eukaryota; Dinophyceae; Suessiales; Symbiodiniaceae
Source: the annotation of a GenBank genome assembly